Molecule: messenger RNA, 2128 nt
Organism: Paramecium sonneborni
Lineage: Eukaryota; Ciliophora; Oligohymenophorea; Peniculida; Parameciidae
Source: the annotation of a GenBank genome assembly
AUGUAAAAUCUCCAAAGUUACUUAAAGAAAGUUUAAGAGAAGCUGAAAAGAAAAAAGUUUCAAAAGUUAUGGAAUUAUUGCAGUUAAUUUUAUGAAUUCGGAAUAUUACAUCCAAGUUUAAAUAUUGUUUUAGGGAUUGAAUUUAGUGCACUUGCUUAAACUCCAACAAAAUUUGUUUAACUUAUAUUGUCAAAGCAUUUUUAUUUAUCUUAAAAUUAUUAAACUCCAACUUAAGCAAAAGAAUUUAAUGAUGUUCUAUAAAGUUGUGAUUAGUUUGAUCAAAGAAAAUUAGGGUAAAUUAUAUAUAUAAAAUAAUAAUAGGACAGUUAUUGGAAUGAUCUUAUUGGGAGCAAUAGGAUUUUUUAUUUUUGGAUUUGCAUUAUUAGGAGGAAUAGGAGGAGGAAUAUUAGGAAUUAUUGGAGGUCAUUAAGUUGGGAAAAGAAUUAAGAAGACAUUAUAAAAUUAAUAAGACAUUAAUGAGAUAGAUAUUUAUGAUCUAAGAAUUAGAACUAUUUUAAAAUGGGCAUAAUAAUAAUAAAAAAAAUAUAAUUAUAAUAUUAAUCUCCAAAGAUUCGUAAUUGAUAAAAUCUUAACUGAAAUUAAAAUAGCUCUACAUUUUAAAUAUUUCUCAGUUAUAAAUUAAAAUAAACUUUAGAAACUUCUUAAAAAGUCUUUUAUAUUUAUAAAUUAAGAUUUGUAUUUAUGUUCCAUAGAAUUAAGUUUAUUAUUAUUGAAAGAAUAAUUAAAGAUUCUAAAGUAUUUUAGUUUGUAGGAUUAAAAUAUUUAUCUCAAUGAAGAAGAGAUAAAGUUAUUAAAUGAAUAAAUGCAUUAUAGAAAUCAAUUAGAAAUUUCAGUUUUGAAAGGUAUUGAUAAUGUUUUAAAGCCUGUUGUAACAUUAUUUUAAACUUAAUUACCUGAUAAUAAAUUACCUGAAAUAAUAAGAAAUGUUAGAUAAUUCAUUUAUUCUAUUGAGAUAAUUUAAUUAUCAAAGCAAUUUCCUGAUCCAUAAAUGAGUAUUUAUUAUAUCAAAAUGCUAAAUGUAUAUUUGAAUUAAAGAGUAAUUACUUAAAAUUUGAAAUUAUAUGUAUAAUAAUAAACUUUCCGAAAAUUGGAAACUGUUGGUUAAGACAUUUAAUGUUAUAUGUAGAAAUAAACUUCAAUUUAUAAUAUUUAAUAGGAAGAUGAAAUAAAAAUAAAUAUCAAAUAAGAAUAGAUUGAAGAAUAAUAAUAUGAUAUUAUCAUACAAAAUAAUGAAUUACAAUUAAAGCUUGAAGAAACAAUAAAUCAGGAGCCAUAAUAAAUUAAAUUAAAGUUGCAAUCUCAUCCAAAUAAGAUUAACUUCUCUAAAAUAGAUCCAAAAGGCAAUCUGAAUUCAAUUCCAUAAUUAUCUUAUGAUGAAAUAAAUAUAUAAAACUUAGAAAUAGAGAAUUAUAAAAGUAAAUACCCAUAACAUUACUGUUAAAGAACAAUAGAUAAGUUUGAAUUGUUUUUAAAAUUGAUAAAUGAACCAACUGAUUUAUGGGAUUUAGCAAUAAAUAAUAAAGAUUCACAAAUCUAUAAAAGUUUUAAGGAAGGAUCUGACACAGUGUUUAUCAAAGGAUUUGGGAUAAUAAAAGAUGUAAAUAUAGAUUUAAUUGUGUUUAGACAACUUUGGAUUCAGCAUUAAAAGUAGUUUAUGAUGUUAAUUUGAGGAGAGAAUGGUAAUAAUAAUAAUAAUUAAUUUAAUAGGGAUAAAUUAUUAAGAGAUUUUAAAAUAAUAAAAACUGAAUCUAAAGAUAUUGAUAUUGUUUCUUAUUAUGUAUAACCUCCAAUAAGUUUGGUCACUCCUAGAGAAUGGAUUUAGAGAAGAAUUUUAAGAUAUGAUUUUCCUUAAAAAGGGUAAAUCACUUUAAUAUUUUAUUCUGUUGAUUAUCCUCAGCAUCCAAUAAAUAGAAAUAGAAUAAGAGCACAUACUGAGAUAUCAUCUAUGAUAUUUGAAAACUUUGAAUAAAAGAAUAUAAAAAUCUCAAUUUGUUCAAAUAAUGAUAUAAAAGGAUAUAUUCCAAAAAUGAUAGUAAAUAGAGCAAGUACAAGUGGACCUAUAGAUUGGUUUAAAAGUUUAUAAGAUGCUUGUAAUAAAUAUAAAUGA